CUCACAUGGGGGUCAGUAGUCUGUCUGCAUUAAAACAGAGAGUGAUCAAAGCUGAAGAGGAUCCCAUUGAUUUUAUCAAGGAUUUAAGAUAAUUAAGAAAGAAAAUUGACAAGGACCAAUCAGAGAUGCAGCUUCUGACAACCGCCCUUGUCAUCACUCUUCUGUUUACAACAGCCUCCUUUAAGCCGAUUGGUUGGCCUCGGCAUCAGGAUGCUGACAUCGCUGACAAUGACUUGACACAGGGAUUGCUGGACGGGACUAGCAGGUUGUCUUGGCGGUCUACUGAAACCUCCAGAUACGAUGACUCGUCUUCAGAGUCUUCGUCUUCGGAAUCUAGUGAGUCUUCAGAAAGUCAAUCUUCAGAGGAGUCUUCUGAGGAAGAUCUGAUCACAGAUCAGACCACACAGGUUGUGAUCGACACUGCCAUGACGACCAUCGCUACAGAAGGGACCACGUUCACCACUGAACCAGACACAGUCAGCACAGACGAGCCGACUGUGACAACGCCCCCGCCGGUAACACCGACCACAUCUGUAGCUGCAACGUUACCUGGAUGUGUGACUGAUUGUUUUACCGAGGAAAUUCCAACGGCAGCUCCCAUCACAGAAAUGAGAGGAGACAACUAACUAACCACAUUCCUAUUAAAGAUGAGUCACUAUGGCCCACUGAUCCAAGCCCUGUAUAUGCAGUGUUACAAAUCGGGUGGCGACUUUUCUGGGAAAAAUAACAAGCGGCGCUCUCCGGGAAGUGAGAUCUAAAAACACACCUUCAACAGCUUAUGGCCACAGGUUCCGUCAAAUAAAACAGGGAUCUUAGAGAUUGUAAUUGUAAACCACAGAGGGCUGUAACAAUUCAAGAAGCAAAAAGGUCAAUACAUAGGUACAGUCGGUGAAGCCAGUGUGAAAUUAGAGGGUCCUAUACAAUAACUAAUAACAGCAUCACUAACUGCCUCAAGAUACAUUUGCUUUGCAGUCCACUAAAAAGAAGAUAUUUCUUAAAAGAAAUUAAGAAAUAUUCUGUGCAAAAUCAUAUUCUUAAAGAAAGCAUCAUGUUGUUGUAUGCAGGCCUAUAUUUAAACGUAUUUUUUUAAAUUUAAUCGAUUGUUUUAAUAUUGACCAACAAAUGAUGACACUGAAGAACAACUUUCAGAGACCAGACUUAUAUAUAGUAACUUUACAUAAACAAAUCUGUGGCUCAGUCUUGUUUACCUUUUUAAGUGUUAACUGAUCAGACAAAGUACAGGGAUCAUACUUUGGUGGAUUUAUUUCAGUGAGCAGCGUAAGCUUGUAACAACAAGUGCAUUUACAUAUUUUACAACAACCAAAAAAAAAACAUCCAGAGUAUGUAUCCCGCAGCAGUUUGUUUAUAUACUGGGGUGGGUGCGCCCUGUUUGUCUAAUUCAGUGUGUACAGACAGAAGACAAACUGGGUUAUUGCCACAGUGGGUUGGUUUAAUUAUGGGUUGUGAAUACAUAUUUUCCAAAAUGAAAUACAAAGACAAUACCUAAAUGUUGUUGGUUUGUUUGUUUUAACAUGUGUUAUACUUCAUUAUGUUUAACUGUAUCUACUGGAUGUGCAGGAUUUUGUGUGUCGUAUAUAACAACAAUGUUUUUUUCUUCUAAAGGAAAAUAAAGAAAUCUAAA
Molecule: messenger RNA, 1642 nt
Organism: Anoplopoma fimbria (sablefish)
Lineage: Eukaryota; Metazoa; Chordata; Actinopteri; Perciformes; Anoplopomatidae
Gene: scpp8
Product: secretory calcium-binding phosphoprotein 8
Exons: 3
Coding region: 126-626 (166 amino acids)
Source: RefSeq, a predicted model, not a curated record